Chiloscyllium plagiosum (whitespotted bambooshark) is the source of this 1261-nucleotide messenger RNA. It is a transcript of the gene atp6v0cb, whose product is annotated as ATPase H+ transporting V0 subunit cb. The record is from RefSeq and is a predicted model, not a curated record. Gene Ontology annotation, molecular function: proton-transporting ATPase activity, rotational mechanism. Gene Ontology annotation, cellular component: proton-transporting V-type ATPase, V0 domain. NCBI's taxonomy places the organism in Eukaryota, Metazoa, Chordata, Chondrichthyes, Orectolobiformes, Hemiscylliidae. Gene Ontology annotation, biological process: proton transmembrane transport.
UAGUUUGUAUUUAGGGUCGGGCAGGAGCAGAGCUUCUCCCUGUGUGACGGGAGGUGGUGUUCGGGAAAGGUUGGUGGGGGGAAGUUGAGACAGGAAAAGCAAGACAACGUAACAGUAGACGGAUAGAAGAGACGAGCAAGAAACGAGACGACAAGCCGUCUGCUUUGUAUAUUCGCCUGUAGUUAGUAUUUCACGCCAAUCACUGACAAGAUGUCCACCUCCGAAGUUCCCGAAUACUCUCCCUUCUUUGCAGUGAUGGGCGCCUCAGCUGCAAUGGUUUUCAGCGCUCUAGGAGCUGCUUAUGGUACCGCUAAGAGUGGAACAGGAAUUGCUGCCAUGUCUGUUAUGAGACCUGAGCUGAUCAUGAAAUCCAUCAUUCCUGUUGUGAUGGCAGGUAUCAUUGCUAUCUAUGGACUGGUGGUGGCAGUAUUAAUUGCCAACUCACUGACAGAAAAAAUAACAUUAUUCAAGAGCUUCCUUCAGCUGGGUGCUGGUUUGAGCGUUGGAUUGAGUGGUCUUGCUGCUGGCUUUGCUAUUGGCAUAGUAGGUGACGCUGGUGUACGAGGAACUGCACAGCAGCCAAGGUUAUUUGUCGGGAUGAUCCUGAUCCUCAUUUUUGCUGAAGUAUUGGGUCUUUAUGGCCUGAUUGUUGCUCUGAUCCUUUCCACAAAAUAAAUCCUGCAAAUAUAGUGCAUAGCUGUCAUUCUAAUGGUCUUAACUCCAGAAUGUGUACAGUCGUAUCACUUUGGUAGUCAAUCUCUUGUAAAUGCGCAAUGUAUGUUAGUGAUUGUCUGUCUUGUGUAUAUUUAGGUAUAGAAUUGUAUUGGUUUUAAGAGCCAGAUUCAGUGGCUUCUAAACACAUGCAAUUUCCAAUCCAUAUUACUGUUGAGGAGCACUCUGAUUCAAUUAGGGUUGUAAUGUUUUCAUUUCUUCCACUUGAUUUUAUUUAUAAGAUUUAAAAUGUUCAUUGUUAUUAUGGAGCAAGAUUUCUGGAGUCCCAAUGAUAUAGUAGAUUAUUGCACUGUCAGUAAUUGUAUUUGCUCAGAUCUCCCUGGAUGUAAUAAUUGGUUAAAGAUUGGAUCUGAUCAUAGUCCUACUUUUGUGUAUUGAUAUUGGAGUGAGUUCUACUUGUGUUUUUAACAUCCUGAGGCACAUGUAAAAUGUUUCCAGUAGUAAGAUGUAUGCCUAUUCAUAAAAGGUGUGCACCCAGUAUUGGGUGUUACAUUUCUGAUGUUUCCAAAUAAAAAAAUCCUCAACUACC